AUGGCGACUGCGAAUAUCUAUGAGAGUCGUCAAGAAGAGUAUCGAGCAGGCACCAUCUCCAUGACUGUUCUGGGUGUGGUUUUUGUCAUUCUGCGGUUUUUGGCUCGUUGGAAGAAAGGCCUGCGGAUUGGUGCUGAUGACUAUGUGAUACUGCUUUCGUUGGUAAGUGCCAUCCUCGUCUCUCUUUUGGAAAAGCCUUACCUGACUGGAGGGCCUUCCGCGAUUGAUUUCAUGAUUCACUUUGGCAUGGGCCGACACGCCGAUGUAUUGCCAGAAGGAAAUAUCGUGAUAAUUGCCAAGGUACGAUCAAAGCGAAAACCAGACACCAAUUCAGACCCGCAGAUUGACAUUUACCAGCUCCUGAUGUCUUUCGAAUGCGUAUACUGCAUGACAUUGGGAAUCGUCAAGAUCUCCAUCUUGCUCAUGUAUGCUCGUAUCUUCCCCACAAGAGGCUUUCGCAUCGCCGCAAUCAUCCUGGGCAGCAUCGUCAUCGGAUGGGCUGUCGCAAUCAUCUGCGUGAGCGUGUUUCAGUGUGCCCCGAUCGCAAAGGCAUGGAACCCUACCCUGUCGGGUACUUGCAUCGACCUCAAGGGCUCGUUCAUCGGAAACGCAGUGCCGAAUAUCCUAACCGACAUCGCUAUCUUGGCUCUGCCAGUGCACGUUGUCUGGGGGCUGCAUGCGACUGUAACGCAUCGGCUAUCGGUAAUUGCGGUAUUUCUGCUGGGCAGUUUCGUCGUCUUCACCAGCGCCUAUCGCUUCUCCACACUCUUCGAAUUCCAACCGAUCGACACCCCCUGGACCCUCGCCAAGGCUUGCACCUGGUGUCUCAUUGAGUGCUCCAGUGGUAUCAUCUCGGCCUGCAUGCCCACCCUGCGUCCCUUGUUCGUCAUGCUUUCCUCGAAAUUCGCGAGCUCGAUCGGCACACGCACACGAACGACUGGCGUACGUGGUUCCGGCCUGAAGAGGUAUGACGUGAGUAAUUCGGCCUUGCGUCCACCGGGCGAAGUCAUGGGCAAACAGAGUGUGCAAUUGGAGAGUGCAACGUGA
Penicillium canescens is the source of this 1047-nucleotide messenger RNA. RefSeq lists its product as uncharacterized. NCBI's taxonomy places the organism in Eukaryota, Fungi, Ascomycota, Eurotiomycetes, Eurotiales, Aspergillaceae. The coding region runs from base 1 to 1047 and encodes 348 amino acids. The transcript has 4 exons. The record is from RefSeq and is a predicted model, not a curated record.